UCGAUAAUGUGGACCAUGCCGAGGAUCCGGCUGCUGCUUGCCGGACACUGUUCUACCUGCGUGAAAUUGAGGAGCGCUGCGAGCUACGCGUCCGUUCACGGGGCAACCAAGCUGCAGGAGAAAAAGUUAAGAAAGCUGCUCUACCCCAUCAAGGACCUGGAGAAGUAUCUGAGCCACGACGUCGACCGGACAAACUACAGACUCUUUGAUCCCAGCCUCGAGCAGAUAAUGAAAGCCGAGGAGGUGUUCAGGCCGUCCGGCAAACACGUCAUUGAUUAUUACACCUCGGCUGUCAGGCUGGAUCAUACACCGGCUCUUAUGCAGCCAGAGGUUUGCUUCAUAGGAAGAAGUAACGUCGGCAAGUCAUCUUUGAUAAAGGCUUUAUUUUCACUGGUGCCCGAAAUUGAAGUCAGAGUGUCCAAAAAUCCUGGUCACACAAAGAAACUGAACUUUUUCAAUGUAGGGAAAGCAUUCACCUUGGUGGAUAUGCCAGGUUAUGGUUAUCACGCUCCAGCAGACUUCGCUGAAAUGGUGGAGGGAUAUCUCCUACACAGGCAGAAUUUGAAAAGAAUAUUUCUGCUGCUAGACGGAUCAAUUGGAAUUCAGAAGGCAGAUUUGAUAGCCGUGGAAAUGUGUGAAGAAUUUGGAAAACCGUACGUUCUCGUGAUGACGAAGAUAGACAGAGCCCCUGUCGGAGUCUUACUGACAAGACUGCUAGAGACUCAAGAAUUUAUUGCCAAGAAAACCCAUGGAUGUUACCCCCAACCCUUCCUGGUCAGCUCUGUCCAGUUUGCCGGGGUCCACUUGCUCAGAUGCUUCAUUGCUCACGUUACGGGGACCCGAACCAGCUGAGUAAACUGCUAUUGUAGACCUGAGUACGUCCAUAUGGCACCCUUCCGAUCAAACUGUAAGAUUGGGGCCACCUGGCUGUCUUGUGCGUUUUUGCUUAACUGCCCUAAGAACCCCUCUUCGAGGGGCAAUCAAUAGGAGCCGAGAGGAUGCUGAAAUAUCAAGGCGGUUUCCUGGAAAGCCCAGAAACAGAAGUGUUCACAAUUAUGGCUAGAAAGUUGUGAAGUGUGAUGGGACCGUUUUUUUUUUUUUUUUAAAUACAUUUAUAUAGCACCUGCAGAUUCUGUGGCGCUGUUACAAUGCUCAAUACCCUUUUGUAACUGAAGACAUUAAACAUACUGGUACAGAA
Molecule: messenger RNA, 1198 nt
Organism: Spea bombifrons (plains spadefoot toad)
Lineage: Eukaryota; Metazoa; Chordata; Amphibia; Anura; Pelobatidae
Gene: GTPBP8
Product: GTP binding protein 8 (putative)
Exons: 6
Coding region: 7-852 (281 amino acids)
Cellular component (GO): mitochondrion
Molecular function (GO): GTP binding
Source: RefSeq, a predicted model, not a curated record